AUGGUACACUGUAGCGUGUCAGUUGUUGACCUUCAGGAUCAUAGGGCUGAUUGGGAGCUUCAGCUCUGCCCAGCAUCAAAAGAGAGUAUGGAACAAUGGCAGGAUCAUGAGAGUUCCUCUGGCUCGAUUCGGGAUGCCGGUGGGGCCUUUGGGAAGAGAGAGCAGGCUGAAGAGGAGCCGUUCUUCCAACAGAAGACUAAAGAACAACUGGAAGCCUUGAAGAAACAUCAUGAAGAUGAGAUCUAUCAUCAUAAAAAGGCGAUUGAGUGUAUGGAGAAAGAAAUUGAACGGCAUAAGCAGAAGAUCAAACAACUAAAACAUGAUGAUUAAAAGCAUAUAUUCCCCAUAGAAUGUCAUCUAUCAAUGCCCACUUCUAUAUAGGCAUAAUCUG
This is a messenger RNA of Heterocephalus glaber (naked mole-rat), 391 nucleotides long. RefSeq names its product ATPase inhibitor, mitochondrial-like. Gene Ontology annotation, molecular function: ATPase inhibitor activity. Gene Ontology annotation, biological process: negative regulation of ATP-dependent activity. Gene Ontology annotation, cellular component: mitochondrion. The record is from RefSeq and is a predicted model, not a curated record. NCBI's taxonomy places the organism in Eukaryota, Metazoa, Chordata, Mammalia, Rodentia, Bathyergidae.